CAAGCGCUCCGUCGAGCGCGGAAGCGCUGAAGCGGUUCAGCGGCCAUGGACACCGUGGCAGAGUUUCAGCCGGCCGCCGGCGAGCUGGUGACCAGCGAUGGAGUUCCCACGGGAAUUCCUAGAACCUCGGAAAGGAUUGUGAAGUGGGAGUUUCAGCCUGGGCACAAGCCCUUCCAGAGCUACCAGCUUCCGAAAUGGGUGAGGCAUCCCGAUGCCCAGAAGCCGUCCAUGAAUCUUCAGCCCGAGGACUACAUGGGCUCCAAGCGACGGCACAACAUCCACUCUUGGAACAUCGCGCAUAUCGGUGCGCAGUGCGCGAUGUUCGAAGGCCAAGGCUUUAAGAUGUUGGAGAAGGCGACCCCGGAGGAGAUCAACGCCCAGGACACGUUGGAAGGCUUCACGCCGCUCCAUUGGGCGGUGCUGUCCGACAAUCCCAAGGCGGUGAUCUGGCUUUUGAAGCACGGCGCCGACAAGGAUAUCAAAGACAUCCAAGGCCGCAGCGCUGAGGAUUUGGUGGAGGACUAUUGGGGCGACUUUCAUCAGCGCUACUGGGGCCACGCCCCCAAGCAGGAUGGCCUGCCGCAGGUGGACAAGGUCCUCCCCAAGAGGCUCAAGCAGAUGAAGGAAGCGUUCAAGCUGACCUUCGCGGCCAAUGAGUUCGACCUGGAGGGCUACAAAAACAUCAACGUAUAGAAACGAAAGCGACCGGCGUGGUCGCCUCUUCCAGAUUCGUGGAGGGAUUUCUGCGGCUCGCACUUUCGACACAAAAAGGAGAAGGACGAACCGGCGCUCUCCAACCUUUUCCCCAUGUCGACCCAA
This is a messenger RNA of Effrenium voratum, 819 nucleotides long. The record is from the annotation of a GenBank genome assembly. NCBI's taxonomy places the organism in Eukaryota, Dinophyceae, Suessiales, Symbiodiniaceae.